AGAACUGCCCAUAACUUACACCUCUCUCGCCAGCCCGUGACACGGAGGAGACCUCGGCGGUGACAGCGCUCACUGAACUGUUAUCAAGAUCAAGGUCACUUUGUUUUCCUCGCUGGAGCUGGAGCUCCUGGGCCCUGGGGGCACGGGCUGCCCGAGGCAGGUCUCCCCUCCAUCUGAGCUCCUCGCCAGCAGCAGCUUCUCUGCUCCAUCCCCGGCGUUAUGUAAGGCUAGAGCCAAGUUUCUACUAUUAGAAGCAGUUAUCUGCAUGGUGACAGUGUGCUCUCCUCGCUACAGCACAGCCAUGGCUGCUGGCAGCAGGACUUAAAACUACAGCUAUUUUAAUUCAGGGAGAAGCACGUGCGGAGUCGAGACGUGUCAAGAAAAACAGUAGUUUUGGGUGGGUUUUUUUUUUUUUUAAUUCCUAGCUGUGGUACCCUGGACAGGAGUGGCCCCAGAAGAGAAUAAAAAGGGAAAGCAUCACCCCAGGCUUGUCAGAUAUCCACAGCCGAGUCGGGAAUUAUGGCAGGAUCCUGUGGAGGGCAGCGCUGUCUUGCUGGGGAUGGUGCACUGAAUUGCUCAGAGAUGCCAGCUGCUAAGAAUAGCUGUCUCUGAUACAGCCCGAGUGCCUGCAAGAGAGGAGCAAGAUGCCUCACACCAGAGACUCUUCAUCUCCGACCAGCAGUGCAGGGAGUGGAGCUUCCUAUGAAACACCAGCACUAUCAGACCUCCAGCGGCUCUUCUGGUUCAGAGGAGGGUCUGAUAAUCAUGUGGACCAAGUCUGGCCAAAUCUUUACCUGGGAGAUGCGUGGGCUGCUAGGAGCAAAACUACUCUUCAAAGCCUCAACAUUACUCAUAUCCUUAAUGCGGCAGAUGGGCCAUAUAGCAUCAACACCGGAGCCAAAUAUUACAAAGAUCUGCAAAUAGAGUACUACGGAGUAGAAGCAUUUGAUGAUCCUUCCUUUGAUUUAAGUAUCUUCUUCUACGACGCUGCCAAUUUCAUAGGCAAAGCCUUAAACACUUCAGGAGGUAAGGUGUUUGUCCACUGCGCCAUGGGGAUAAGCCGCUCCGCCUCUCUAGUGCUGGCCUUUUUAAUGAUCCAUGAAAACAUGACGCUCGUGGAUGCUCUGAAAACAGUGAGCGCCCACAGGGACAUCUGCCCAAAUUCAGGGUUCCUCAGCCAGCUGCGGGACUUGGACAUUAAAUUAAAUGAAGAGAGGAAAGGAACCAGAGAACCCGCUGCUAAAGAGUAUCGCUGAAAACAGAGAGCACAAAAUGUUAUUUGAGUUUCUGGUAUCUCUUUAAAAUGAAUUGUAUUUGUAAACUAAGGACACAAGUUUAUGAUAUGCCAGAACGCGUGUUAGUACUAAAAGUAGAUUUUACCUGAUCUUUCCUUUUUGCAAAGCCCUCCUCGAUUAUACUUAUGAUUGGUUGUAUGUUGUAACCUUCAUUCUCCACCUUAAAACAUUGCUCUCUACUGGUAAAAAAAAAAAAAAAAAAAAAAAAAAA
Messenger RNA from Calidris pugnax (ruff), 1506 nucleotides. Its product is annotated as dual specificity protein phosphatase 13 isoform B-like. The transcript is spliced from 4 exons. The record is from RefSeq and is a predicted model, not a curated record. Bases 645 to 1256 code for a protein of 203 amino acids. Gene Ontology annotation, cellular component: cytoplasm. Gene Ontology annotation, biological process: protein dephosphorylation; negative regulation of MAPK cascade. Gene Ontology annotation, molecular function: MAP kinase phosphatase activity; protein tyrosine/serine/threonine phosphatase activity. NCBI's taxonomy places the organism in Eukaryota, Metazoa, Chordata, Aves, Charadriiformes, Scolopacidae.